AUCACGGAGAGCUUCUGGAGGCAGAUUAGGGUUUUAACUUGAUCUGCCGCUGUCGGUGUGGCCUCUCGCUCCCCGACGAGAACCUUCUUCUUUCUUCUUCCUCUUUCUUUCUUCUUCCUCUUCUUUCCUUCCAUGGUGCUACGUCUCUCUGGUUCGUCUAUGCUCCUUCCUCCUCCUCCAGAGCCGCCGCCGGUUACUUUUCUUCUAGAUCUAGCAUCCAUGAUCGCUCCUCCGGACCUUCCCGUCCUUUCCGACCACUCUGGUGCACCGGAUCUGUUCUCCUUCAUCCUCAAAAUUGCAGAGCCUCCUCCUGUUUCUGGCUCAUCAAGAUGGUGUGUGGUCACCUCUGUAGCCAAAUUUGUUGCUGACUUUCAUGCAUUUUAUGCUGCAGCUUGUUCGGACAGUAGUUCACUGUGUGUGUUUUCUGAUUCUCAUGGCUUCAGCUCACUUUCUAGCACUUUAGGUAUCUCUAUCUUAAGUUGCUUAUGUGCUAUGUAUGCGUCUAUCCAGUGUGUUUUUGUUUCUCGCAUAGCUUUUGAUGCAGCGGUUUAUCUAACCAGUAUGGUUGCUUCGCUGUACUUGAACAAUUCUUCCAUGGCUGGAGUUUAA
This is a messenger RNA of Brassica oleracea var. oleracea, 609 nucleotides long. RefSeq lists its product as uncharacterized. The transcript has 2 exons. Bases 133 to 609 code for a protein of 158 amino acids. The record is from RefSeq and is a predicted model, not a curated record. Lineage: Eukaryota; Viridiplantae; Streptophyta; Magnoliopsida; Brassicales; Brassicaceae.